Messenger RNA from Cuscuta epithymum, 1488 nucleotides. NCBI's taxonomy places the organism in Eukaryota, Viridiplantae, Streptophyta, Magnoliopsida, Solanales, Convolvulaceae. The record is from the annotation of a GenBank genome assembly.
UUUCCUCUUCAGCGCUUUAAAAGCAGAAUAGCUAACCAACGAAGAUGAACAACCAAACAGAUUGAAGAAAAAGGGCGUUACAGCGAUUUGCGAUUCCUGGAUCAAUCGAUCAACCGAGACAAAACAAUAAGAAGGUGAAAUUCAAUAUGCGGUAAAGUGGAAUAAGGAUCCUGUAGUAUUUGUUUUCGUGUGCACCUAAAUGGCAUCUUUAAAACAAAGCACGCGAGAAGAGGCAGAUAACAAUCAUGCUCUUCUCCGUAAGGAAUGGGAUGAAGCUUCAUGCCCGAUAUGCAUGGAUCACCCACACAAUGCUGUCCUUCUACUUUGUAGUUCUCAUGAUAAAGGGUGUAGAUCUUACCUUUGUGACACAAGUUAUAGGCACUCAAACUGUCUUGACCGUUUCAAGAAAGUCCCUGAAGAAAAUUUUCAUUUGCCCCCAUCUCCACCAACAUCAGAAUUAAAGCAGAGCCUCAAAUGUCCUUUAUGUCGGGGGGAUGUAUUUGGGUGGAAAGUCAUGGAAGAAGCUAGAGACCACCUCAAUUUGAAGCUUAGAAAUUGUUCUCGUGAUUCGUGCACGUUUGUAGGCAACUAUAAGGAAUUGCGGCUUCAUGCCAGGAGGGCCCACCCCACAGUCCGCCCAACUGAGGUUGACCCAUUAAGACAAAGAGCUUGGAGAAGCCUUGAAGAACAGAGAGAGUAUGAUGACAUCAUCAGUGCUGUUAGAACGGCUAUGCCAGGGGCUAUGGUCCUUGGGGACUAUGUGAUAGAGAAUGUUGGAGGAAAUAGGGUUUCUAGCUCAACUGGUAAUAAUAGGGAUAGAGGGGCUGGAUUGAUGAGUACAUUUUUUCUCUUUCAGAUGUUUGGAUCAAUGGGCUCAAUGCCUGAUCUAAGAAGGGGUGAUGGGGGGUCAGGGGAUUUGUCGAGGCACCGUCGUUCAAAUAAUGGACCUUUUUCAAGGCGUCGCUCUCUUUGGGGUGAGAAUCUUUUAGGACUUCAGGAUGAAGAGAGAAACAGGGAAGAUAAUGAUGACCCUAACAUGGAUGUAAUGAGUGAUGAGGCUCCCUCUGAUAGGAGGAGGAGAAGGAGGCGUCGAUUUAUUUGAUCUUUCAAUGUCAAAUGAAGAUCACCAGUAGCAUUAGACAAUCAUUCUGAGACCCUCAGAUCCAUAAACUUGAUGCAACUUAUUCCUUGAGUUUUCAGAAUGGCAGAUUUGUUUGGAAAUGGGCAAUAAUUGAUGGUGCUGGUGAAUUAUGUUCCAUUUAUGAUCCAUCUUAAACUGCAACAUUUGUAUAUAUUCGUUUGUAUUUUCUGUAAUCGUUCUAUGUGCAAGUGCGUAAUACUGUUGUUCACUCGUAUGUAAUCUCUAUAUAUUGAAACUUAUCUAUUAUCUAUUGAAACAUGAGUGUGUUGCUAUUUUUGCAGUGCUCUCCGCCUCUCCUCAAGGUUUUCAAUCGAACUAAAAAAAAGUAUCGAGCAAGAUUGAUUUAA